Columba livia (rock pigeon) is the source of this 5617-nucleotide messenger RNA. It is a transcript of the gene APOOL, whose product is annotated as apolipoprotein O like. NCBI's taxonomy places the organism in Eukaryota, Metazoa, Chordata, Aves, Columbiformes, Columbidae. Gene Ontology annotation, cellular component: MICOS complex. Gene Ontology annotation, biological process: cristae formation. The coding region runs from base 1036 to 1893 and encodes 285 amino acids. The record is from RefSeq and is a predicted model, not a curated record. The transcript has 9 exons.
UAAAUUGUACGGCAGCGAAUAAGUAUUUAUCUUCUGGUUGUUCUCACAGCUUCUGAAACACUUUCCCUUCCUUACUCGAGAGAUGAAAUAUCAAGAUACCGGUUUGGUACCGCCAUUGUGAAGUGUAGUAGCGUUACACCACUACUAAAAACAGGGAUGUUAAAAUCACACUGUUACAAUCCAACAGGGUCAGGAGUAUUUAAAAUAUCUUUAAUUGUAGAGAUGUGCCUUUAAACAGGGGAAAAUGUGCCUUUAAAGAGCCAGGCUUUCACUCAAAUGUUUUGUCAGGUUUUCCGUUUUUUGUAGUCAAAUUGGUGGAUAUGUUGCUCUUCAUGUUUACUUUUGCGAAGCAUUUUAAAUGUGUAUAUAUCUGCAAAGAAAAAGGAUUAUGCAAGUGAGGACAGCCGAAAGGAUGAAAGUGAAGCAUUUUACCAUAGUUUGUUAUGACACAACCACCUGAAAGAAGAAACUGUAUUUGUAUUUGCUAUAUGCCUGGAUGGUCCUGAUGUAGUGUUGUUUAGUACAUAAAUAGGAGUGAUUCAGUGCCUUUGGUGAAGUGGUGAGACUUUGUGUUCUUUAUUAUUUACUAUGGAAAAUUAAUAGAGUUUUAUUCUUUUCACUCUCUGUGCGUUACCAUCUGGCAGACAAAUUUACAAAACAAAUCCAUGGAGUAUCAGUAAGUUGAAGUAGAAGGAUGCUCCGUUGCACUCGUGUGUGUUUUUUUGUGGGAUUUUUUUUUUGUAGUUGUCAUUAGAGACUUAGAAAUAAAUACAUACCCAAAUUAAAAUACUGGAUUCAGCCUAGAAGCUUCUAACAACCGUCAUGUCUCAUAUAGCUUCUGGGAAAAAUAAAAUACUUCUAAGUAGACAUCAAACUCAUGACCAAACCUAUGUUUCUUUAAUUCACUUGCAACCAUACAGGAUUCAAAAGGUUAAGCAGGUGGUUAAUUCCAGUAAUUGUUAUGUAUCUCUGUGUGUUGUUGACAUGCGAUUAUUCCAAACAGACAGGAGUUGAACCAUUCUCUGAAUUGGAAAGAUGACAUUUCGUCUGAUGUCGUGGAGAAUUCCUGUAAAUAAAACUGAGGUGGCAAAGCUGGCAGCUGCUUCUGCUCUGCCCUUUGCCUGGAUCACUGUAUAUGCAGCUGCAGAAAAGGAAUCAAAAGUUCAGCUGGUGAACCCACAUCAGCUUCCUAUUUAUUGUCCACCACCUCUGAAAUCAAAAUACAUUGAAGAACAGCCCGGUCACUUACAGAAGCAGCUUUCUUCAGUAAGACAGACAACCGGCCGCUAUAUUGGAUGGUGCAAGGAUGCUUUUGUCUUUGUUAGAAAUGGAAUAAUGGAUACAAUUCAGUUUGGAAAAGAUGCUUAUGUUUACCUGAAGAAUCCACCACCAGAAUUUCUUCCCAAAGUUGGUGUGAUUACAAUAUCAGGCUUAGCUGGCAUCGUGCUGGCAAGAAAAGGCUCUAGAUUCAAGAAAAUUGUGUAUCCGUUGGGACUUACAACUUUAGGAAUUUCUGUUUGUUACCCAGCUCAGUCAGUGGUCGUUGCUAAGGUGACGGGGAAAAAGUUAUUUUCUGCAAGCCAUCAGACCUUUGAAGCUGUGCGAUCACUAUGGGCAAAAAAGGAAGAUGUCACCAAGCUGCCACAGGAGUCAAAAUCAGUUGCCCAAGAAGAUAAGAAAAACAAAGACAUUUCUAGUACAAAACCCGAGUCUGCUAUUGAGUCAAGAUCAUUCAACAGAACAGAAUUUUCUCCAGUAGAGUCUUGGAGUAAUAAAGAUCCAGUGCCUUCAUCAGGAAGAGUGAAGACACCAAAGUUUAAGCCUGAUCCAAAGCUUAUGGACCAUGGUCAGUCCAGCCCAGAAGAUGUGGACAUGUACAGUACUAGAAGUUAAGACAAAUCUGCUUACAAGUCUUUGCAAAGUGUUACAGAUAAGGGAGAGGGAAGAAGGGAAGGAGUAAUCCUUACAAUACAUACUCUGCAGUAUAAUUUAAUCAGGUAUUUUCUUAUAUCCCAAUUUGUAGUAUUGAACAUCAUAAUUCUGUUUAGUGAAUAGUUUGUUUCUCAUUACUUUUAAACAGUGAGGAUUCACUUGUUGUUGGUGUCAUUGGUGAGACACUGAGAAAAUGAAAUUUGUCAAUGUCUUCUCACAAUGAGGUUUCUCUGUGCCAAGCUUGUUAAUGUCACUUCAAAAGGAUAUUUGAAAAUGUAAACAUAGCUCCAUAGGGCUCAGAUGUUCAUUGAUCUAAAAGAAGAAUGUGAUGGGUGGGGUUUGCAGAGCCUUCUUUGUCUUUUUUCUUUCAGAUCUGGACUGAAGUGUAACAUCUUGUUAGUCUGAGUACCCUUAAAAGUUGGUUGUUGUAUGUUACAAAUAACAUUAUCUUUAACACUUGUAUAAACAAGUCACCUUUUUUUUCAUUGCAAAAUCCUUUGUUGUUGUUUGCCUCUUUCACAAAGGUGAAUGGAAACAACUUCUUGUCCUGCGUGCUUCUUGUGAAUUUAAAUUUCACUUAAGUUGGGAAAAACACACAAUCAAUCUCUAAAACAUCCUUUAUAGCCUGUGCAUUAGUUUUCACAUACUUCUACUACUUUGAGGAGUUGUAUGCAAAUUGCUUAAUCCAGGAAACGGAUACUGUUUCACUUUAUAUAGAAUGCAUUAGCAGUGUUGAGGAAGUUGGAAACCUCCCGUAGUUUUGAGGUUUAAAGUGCUGACAAAUAUUAAAAAUGCAGAAGUAAUAGGCAGCCAACUUUUUUUCCCAGAAGUUUGUAUGCAAUACCCAUUGAUCUUGGUAGGAUUUCUGUGAAAUUCUGUCUCUUUCCAUAUGAAUGACAUGAGAAAUUCAUUAAGUUUUGUAGGAUGAAACUUUCAAACUGUUUUUAUCAUUGUGUAUUUCUCUCCACUUCUGUUCAUCCUCUGUUUCUCUUCAAAAAACACUCUUAUAAGGGUUGGAAUAGAUCUGGUAGUCUUCCUUGAACACAGUGCGACUCGUUAUCAGUAUACGAUGAUAAUCACCCUGCUGCUUAGAGGUAAAUUCCAUCUGUUUACUAUGGCACUUCCCUAGUACAUAAACUGCAGAAGGACACUGUGCUGGUAGUUUGUCCUUCGAUCUGUUGAAUUCUAUUAUCUUUCAGUUAAUGGAAACAUGUGCUUUGUUGUGAAGUUGGGGGUGGGGGGAACAAGAACAAACUGUGCAAAUAGAUAGUUUGGUUGGAACUUAAACCUGAAAAGAAAUGCUGCUUCAUGUGGAUGUGUUCUCAGCACUGGGAUGCAAAGGGAUAUUUCCUCCUGUUCUGCAUAAGAAGAGGUUUCACAACCUGGUUCCACCCUCUAAGGCCACUAACGCAAAGCAGGUGCCUCUGCCUUGUGGGCAAAGAGUAUUCCUGGUGUCACGGUGGGACUAGCAGAAGCUGUGAGGAGGUUCUGCACAAUGACAUUAAUCGUGAAUGAGCAAAGAGUAAGUAAGGCUUUUAUGACAAGUCAGAAAUAGUGAAGUAUUGACAUUUUGGAGUCCAAAUUUCAGGCAAAGUGGUGGGCUUUGUUAUACAGAGUCCAACAGAAGGUGAAGUCAGUAAAUGUGAAUUUUAAAGAAGAAUUCUGUUAGUUAAACUUGCUUGGGACAGAUGACUUAGAAUUUAAUGUGUUUUGUUUCUGUAAUCAUCUCUUAAGGCCCAGGAAACUGUCAGAAUUCAGACAGCGAUAUUAACUUGAUCUUCACAGAGCUCUUGGACAAGACACGUUUAGUGUUCCAUCACAGAGGGAGGAGUAGAAAAAUUAGAUGGCUGGGCUUCAUGUACCAUUUCCAGGGAAGCAGAAGAACACAUAAGGCAGGAAGUGAAAAUAAUGAAUAAAUGAUCAUUUUCAAACACAAGAGUGAAUGGCAGAAAUUGUAUUAUCUGUCUCCCUCUGAUCAGAUUCUGGGUAAAAAACCUGAAAGAAAAAACAUCUGCUCUACUCCUAAAUUCUAUUUAAGUUCUAAUUCAUGUCCUUAGAAUGAUAAACUACCACAACAAAUCAACAAGAAAGGUAAGAUGGUGCGGGUUUGCGUGGAUGUUGUAGGGGUUUACUCUGGUGUCAUUUUUAGGUGCAUAGUGUGAAACAAUGCACAGGAAUUAGUCUGGGAGCAGGGCAAGAAGCUGCCUUGGACACUUGUGAGGGAACAAGAGAUGGUCUGGUCUGGUCCUUUCCAUACAUUAAGGGCAUUACCACUCAAAUCUCGUGCGACAUAUGAGAGUGUCUGGUCUGCAGAAAGUACACUGGACACCUCGGUGGUUAGACAGUCCAUUAGAUGUUUCAUACAAGCAGUUUGUGUUACAAGCCCUGAUUUUACAGGAAGUUCAUGCUGUAACUGGAUAUGAUACACAAAACUGCCCUUUCUCAUUCUCAGGAUAAGGUAAUGAUUUGUUUGUUUCUUUGUCAGCAGUUUUUGUUUAAUAUUCCUACACAGUUGAAAAGCUGGGACUAAUAUUAGAGACUUGGGUUUUGGCACUGAAACAGAUAUAGCUAAAUAUCAACUGUUUCCCUGUCUGCAGCCAAAGAAAACAGGGCAAAAGAAGUAUGAAAAGUUUUGUAUCCUGUCUAGAUGUGUUCUCUGCUUUCAGAAAGACAAUAAUCACUCUGAGUAGAUAUUUCUCUGUCCUAGAUCAUAGAUGUAUUAGUAGUGGGAAAGAAUUUUUUAGUAAAACCUGGAAUCUGAUCUAUUAUAAUAGUUCUUUGCUGGUAUAAACUUCUGUGUGAGUCAGUCAUGUGAGACACGCGAUGAGAGAAAUUUCCAAAGGUGCCAAAAAAGAUGCAGGUUAUUAUAGAGAAGUUUGGGGUGUAUUUGCUGAAGUGAAGGCAGCACAAAUCACCUUACUCAUCUGCUCUUGCGCAAGUAUUAGAAUGGUGACUGUGAAUCUUUAUUACUCCACUGCCGUUUUGUGAAGUGUUUCUUUGUCAGGUUUAACAAAGUACCCGCCCUCUGCACUUCACACACCUAAACCUCCAUGUUUCAUACAAUACUCUGCAGAUGGCUUGUUCCAGAUCACUCCAAGGAACCGUAGCCACAUCUGUGUUCAUAAUUUAUCAUAAAGGUGCUAUGCAAUGGCUUUAAAAAAGCAAAUCCAAACCUACUUUAUGCCCUGCUUGUGAGUCCUCACUUUAAUUAUAUGUGCCUGACUUGAUCUCUUUAAGAUUUCAGAUCCAGUAUGCUAGCCUGUUAAGCAAUGGAGAAUUAACAUAAGUACAUGGGAAAAAGGUGCAUUGAAAGACAUAGAUUUAUUACUUUAUAGUGAAAUACUUUGAAAUGCCUCUCAAAUGUAUCAUUAACAGUCACUUAAAGUUUCUUUCAUAAUGCAAUAAUACAGUAACAUAAUAAAAGAAAGUAUACUGUAAUUUUUAUAUAAGUUAUAUAUUUGUGAAAAAUCCAAUGUCUUAAAGAAAUAGGUCACAUGAUAUUUUGUAAUAUAUAAAUAGUUUUAAUGCAUGUUUUUUAUUUAUGGUCGAUCGUAUUAAUAUAUAGAAAUUUGGAACUUGUUGAUUUUUUUAUUAUUUACAUAAACCUGAUUGUGAUACUUUAUUUUGUCAUAUUAUUGUGAAGCACCUGAAAAUAAAGGGUGAUAAGAUACUUUUUUAAAAUUAA